Molecule: messenger RNA, 1359 nt
Organism: Uloborus diversus
Lineage: Eukaryota; Metazoa; Arthropoda; Arachnida; Araneae; Uloboridae
Product: guanine nucleotide exchange factor for Rab-3A-like
Exons: 10
Coding region: 1-1359 (452 amino acids)
Biological process (GO): exocytosis
Cellular component (GO): Golgi to plasma membrane transport vesicle
Molecular function (GO): guanyl-nucleotide exchange factor activity
Source: RefSeq, a predicted model, not a curated record
AUGGAGCCCAAUGACAAAGAAACCCACGGGGACUCUGCAUCGAUGUGGAAGGCCUCCUCUAGGAGGUGUUCCAGUGAUGGUGCUCUGAAGGCUAUGCAAGGGAAUGCCUCUAAACCAGAGAGAGGACACAGUUUUUCUGACUCUGAUGAAAAAACUGCAGCGUUAAAGGCAAAAAUUAGUGAAAAAUAUGCGCAGUUAGAUAAGGAAAUGGCAGCUAAAGCUUCCGCUAAUGGUCUUACCUUAAAUGGAUAUUCUCCGCCUUCAGAAGCUGUUUUGCAGUUAAAUGACAAAACCGUCGCCCUUCUAUCUCCAGAUCCUAGAAUGAUUCCACCUGAAGACACUUGUGUUUUUACAAGUGGUGGUCCUGCUGGUGUUUUGUGUGAACUCAAAGCUACGGAUGAUCCUUUACCUGGACGAAAUUCAUUGAUGGCUGAGGUGAAGGAGCUCGCAUACUCCCGUCUUCAGCAAGAACUUCAUAAAGCACAGUUGGAAUUGAAACUAAAAGACGAAGAGGUUGCAAGACUGAGUCAAAUUAGAGAUGAAGUUGGCGCUGAGCUGGAAGAAUUAACUGCUAGUUUAUUUGAAGAAGCAAAUAAUAUGGUGAGAGAUGCAAAUGUGAAACAAGCUUAUGCUGAAAAACUACUGAAAGAGGCCAAUUUAAAGAUUGAAGUUCUGCAGGCAGAAGUACAAGCUUUAAAAACACUAGUUAUCACUUCAACUCCAAGUAUGCCCAACCCUCAUUUGCAUCCGCAGAUAGACAAACGCCAUAAUGGAGUCAGGGCUUUGUUUACUCCAGGGCAUAAACGAUCUCCUAGCAAUUAUGAACUCUGUUCGUACAAAGACUCGCCUCCUGGGUCUCCAACUAAAGAAGCUCAACUUUCAGACUUUAUUCCAGAUAACUAUGAAGUUGAUCCAGUAUUUCAUCAGGAAUUUUUAGAAUGGCAUCAAAACCCGGUGUUUGACAAGAAGAACUCUUUUCUUCAAGAUGUAUAUAAUGAAGAUAUCCUUCCAUGCUUGCAUUUUACAAAUACUAAGUUGUCAGAAGCUGUGCUUUCAGCUAUAGAGGAAAAUGCCAUAACUAUUGAAUUAGUAAACGGGAAGAAUCCAUUUCCAAAGAAAUGCUCAUUAUUGGAAGCACCAAGGCUCUGCAAGUAUCGAAUGAAAUUAAAAGAUGAUCCAGAGUGGUACUACAUAUCACAGUUGUGCCGAAAUAGAAUAGCUGCAGUUUGUGAUUUCUUUUGCUACAUUAGGUACAUCCAGCAAGGUCUUGUUAAAAGCGGAAUUCAAGAAAUUUAUUGGGAAGUUGUUAGAAAACGGCGAGAUGUGUGCUUGGCCCGACUGGGAAUACUGCUUUUGUAA